GAGAAUUAGACAGAUCUUGUUCUUGCUCAUUCAAUACUCGUUUUCUACUUCGGGAACAGAACACAGCAUACAUCUUCGAUGAUUAUUCCAACCGUGGGAAAAACUUUACUGAGGAUUACAGUGAUAUUUUUCUCAAUAUUUCUAGCCCUAAUUCUAUUCACACCGUCUUUCCCCUUCUUCCAAUACCCUGUAAAUUCUUCACCAUCAUAUAGACCAGAGAUAUGGAGUCUUCGAAGGAUUGUUGAAUGGAGACCUUGCAAUUGGUGGAUUCAAGGCCACCCAGCUGACAUUUGCAUUUGGUUUUUGUUGUUGAAAUGCUGCAGCUUUACCAGCCAAGAGUAAUGGGUAUAUUCGAGUGGAUUGCUAUGGAGGACUCAAUCAGAUGAGGAGGGAUUUGUGUGAUGGUGUUGGAGUUGCUCGCUUGCUGAACGCUACUCUUGUUUUGCCCAAAUUUGAAGUGGCUGCUUAUUGGAAUGAAUCCAGUGGAUUUGGAGAUGUGUUUGAUGUAGACUAUUUCAUCCAAAAAAUGAGUGGCUUCAUCGAAGUAGUAAAAGAGUUGCCUGCAGAGAUUGCAUCAAAAGAACCUUUUCAUGUUGAUUGUAGCAAACGUAAAGGUCUAUAUGACUAUGUUGAAAGUGUGCUUCCUUCCCUUUUGGAGCAUCGUUAUAUUUCAUUCACGCCGGCAAUGAGUCAAAGAAGGGAUAGGUAUCCACUAUAUGCCAAAGCUGCAUUCUGCCAGGCAUGUUACAAUGCUCUGCGCUUAACCAGCACGUUGGAGAAGAAAGCGUCUGAGCUUUUAGAAGCUAUACCGAAGCCCUUCCUUUCACUUCACCUUCGGUUUGAACCUGACAUGGUAGCUUAUAGUCAAUGUGAGUACUCUAAUAUGUCUCCUGCCUCUUUGCAAGCCAUAGAUGCUGCACGAGGAGACCGGAAAGCCUGGACUGGAGAACAGGCCCGUAUAUGGAGAAACCGGGGAAAGUGUCCCCUCACGCCAAAUGAAACUGCUCUCAUCCUUCAAGCUCUUUCUAUCCCAACAAACACAAAUAUUUAUUUGGCAGCCGGGGAUGGCCUGAUGGAACUCGAAGGAUUAACUUCAGUCUACACGAAUGUUUUCACUAAGUCGACCCUUCAUAGUGGUGAGGACUUCACAAGCAUGCAUGGUAACACGAAAGCUGCGCUGGACUAUUACGUGUCCAUCAGCAGCGAUUCAUAUGUGGCAACUUAUUUUGGAAAUAUGGAUAAAAUGGUUGCAGCAAUGCGUGCUUUGAAGGGAUUGCCGAAAACACUUUUCUUAAGCCGGAGGGGUUUUGCUGUGUUAACUUCUCAGGGGCUCAAGGGGAAGGCACUGCUUGAAGCCCUAUGGAAAGUUCAUAGAGAUGAUUUUGUAAUGGGUGUAGGAUCUGCUUUACCUGAUUGCUUUUGUGAAUACAAGUUAUGAGUUUAGUUUCCUAAAAUUUAAAUUCCUUCGGUAAGGGAUGGUUUAUCCAAUAGACAAUUGUUCAAGUUGCGCGUAAGUCAAGUCGUCAGCUGAGUUUAUAAUUGAUUCUAGAAGUUUCUUGAGAGAGUUGAACAUUAGGUGAAUAUAUAUUUUUGAACUCAAUUUUUUUCCAUUUUUGAAGGUUUGGAUGUUAAUUGUAAUUCAUGAGUUUGAAUUCAUUUAUUAUAAAUUUAGUCAUGUCUUAUA
This is a messenger RNA of Olea europaea var. sylvestris, 1684 nucleotides long. RefSeq names its product O-fucosyltransferase 13. NCBI's taxonomy places the organism in Eukaryota, Viridiplantae, Streptophyta, Magnoliopsida, Lamiales, Oleaceae. Gene Ontology annotation, cellular component: cytoplasm. The transcript is spliced from 6 exons. Bases 383 to 1438 code for a protein of 351 amino acids. The record is from RefSeq and is a predicted model, not a curated record.